Molecule: messenger RNA, 2211 nt
Organism: Hyaloscypha bicolor E
Lineage: Eukaryota; Fungi; Ascomycota; Leotiomycetes; Helotiales; Hyaloscyphaceae
Product: TPT-domain-containing protein
Exons: 3
Coding region: 285-2054 (589 amino acids)
Biological process (GO): UDP-glucose transmembrane transport
Cellular component (GO): endoplasmic reticulum-Golgi intermediate compartment; Golgi apparatus; cis-Golgi network
Molecular function (GO): antiporter activity
Source: RefSeq, a predicted model, not a curated record
AACUUCUCCAACUUCUCGUCAACUUCUCGAGAAGAGCCAGUCGUCCGGGACGUCUUCUCCAGCAACAACCCUUCACUAUUUAUCUCCACAGCUCUCCGUCCUUCGCACUCCACCCCCGAAAAUGACUUCAUGAGACGCCUCCCGCCAGUCCCGCGCUCUGCCAAGCCUCUCCACCGUCACCCUGGCCCGCUGGCGGCGCUUGACUCCAUUCGGAACCCUUGCGGACCAAACUAGAGGACGCCUCCUACUGCGGGUUUCACUAGGAAGCGCCUCAGACGGCCCUCAUGGCACAAGACACUUCACAUAAUGCCUCCUCGCGACCGCAACGCGACUUUCCCCCUUCCCAAUUCCCUCAACCGACCCUGACGCGAAUACCUUCGCCCUCCGACCUCUCCCUGCUGUCGGCCGACGAGCUGACGGCCCCCGAUGCGGCAGCAGCGCUGACGGGAGUCCAUCCUCCAGAAAUCGAUAUGGACCCCGAGUCUUCGGGCCACAGGCGGCGGAGGAGUAGUUUGAUGAACCAACUUGAUACCACAGUAAUGGGGAAAUCGAGGGACAAGACAUCGAGGAGUCCACCGAGUGGGCAAGGGGGGAUACAAGAAGAUCCGAAACUGGAAAGAGCGUCUGACGACGAGAGGAGUACAAGUGAGGAUGUUGAGCUGGAUGAGUUAUCAGACGAUGGGCUACAAGACGACGAAGAGACUGGGUUAACGGGGAGAGAUAAGGGCAAGAGGAAACGAAAAAGGCGGAGAAAUACAUUGCUGGAUCAGAGAAUAGCAGCAGACCUGAAAAUUACGGACGAGGAGAAGAAAGAGGCGGAUCAGAAUGUGGUGAAGAAGGGCUUGAUCAAUGGGCUACUAAUCGGGCUGUGGUAUCUUUUCUCACUGUCGAUAUCCCUGUACAACAAAUGGAUGUUCGCACCCGAACACCUCAAUUUCCACUUCCCUUUAUUUACGACUUGCGCGCAUAUGCUCGUGCAGUUCUGCCUUGCUUCCAUUGUGCUAUACUUCCUCCCACGUUUCCGCCCUCGAUACGACUCCAUCUCCAAUCCUCAAAACACACAUUCCGAUGCGGACAUGCAACAGCAUCAGACGGAUAGCAAGAAACCCCUGAUGACACGGAUGUUCUAUUUUACCCGAGUUGGACCUUGUGGAGUGGCUACUGGCCUGGAUAUUGGAUUAGGCAACAUGAGUUUACAGUUUAUUACUUUGACAUUUUACACGAUGUGUAAAUCCUCCUCCCUCGCCUUCGUCCUCCUCUUCGCCUUCCUCUUCCACCUGGAAACCCCCUCAUGGCGCCUUGUCGCCAUAAUAGCUACUAUGACUGCCGGCGUGGUAAUGAUGGUCUUCGGCGAAAUCAAGUUCUCAGCCCUGGGCUUCAUCCUCGUCAUCUCCGCCGCCUGCUUCUCCGGCUUCCGCUGGGCCCUCACACAAAUCCUUCUACUGCGGAACCCUGCAACCUCCAACCCUUUCUCCUCCAUCUUCUACCUGGCGCCCAUCAUGUUUUCUUCCCUCCUCAUCAUUGCCAUACCCGUUGAAACAUUCCCCGCUCUUGUCGAUGGGAUCGGCGUCCUGAUCGACAAAAAAGGCCCGGUAUUGGGCCCUGGUCUCCUUUUAUUCCCAGGAGUCAUCGCAUUUUGCAUGACAGCCUCCGAAUUCGCUCUCCUCCAAAGAACAAGCGUAGUAACGCUCUCCAUAGCAGGCAUCUUCAAAGAAGUCGUCACCAUCUCCGCCGCUGGGCUACUGUUCCAUGACAAACUCACCAUCAUCAAUUUCGCUGGUCUUUUCAUAACCAUUGGAGCCAUAGCGGCGUAUAACUGGGUUAAGAUCAAGAAGAUGAGAGAGAAUGCGCAGAUGGAGGCGCAUAAGCAUCAUCUUAUCGGGCAGGAGAUUACCGAGAGCAGUGAUGAGGAGGAAGAAGAGGGGGAUUGGAAUGUGGAUGGCAGGGCGUAUGUCACGAGCGAUGGGGAUAUUAUGCCCGCUCCAAAUGCCUUCCAGAAAAAAGGGGAGGGGUCGAAGAAAAAUGGUAGUGGAGAAGAGACGGUGGAUCUGUAAUACCAUUGUAUUGAGUAUAGAGGAGCAUUUAUCUCUCGACGGGAGAAAUUGGGGUACGGGUGGUGGUGAUUGGUAUACACCGGCGUUGAAGUGAUGAGGCAUCACAAGAUAUAAAUCUACAUAUUUUCUAUCCUAGGCUGCUUAGCCAACCUUCCCA